UUCAAAGGACCGACGAGAAGGGGAAAUGCUUGCUGUUAUAAUAUCACCAGCGCUAUUAGUGUCCUGAAUUGAGAGAUUUUUGGACCCGACUGGUACAUUGAGGAAGUUCUUCUGGAAGCUGUGGUCCCACUGCUCCAUUUACUGGAGACAUGAUAAUGCUCGACCGCAAUAAGCUCGAGUUGCCACCCAUUACUUGGAGAAUGUAAGGGUUAGUACAAUGAAUUGGCCUGCGUCAAUCUUAUAGACCAAUUAUGGGACAUCACAAAGAGAAUGGUUAGACAUCGUUCGCCGCCUCUAACAAGCACUGGACAGCUUCAAACCGAUCUUGAAGAAUGGUAUCCUGUUGUCAAGGCCUUCGGCAAAGCCAGAGGAGGUCAUACACGGUAUUAAGAGCAACAACAGGAUAUCAGGAAAAAGGAAAUUAUGAUAUUCUCUUUAUAGCAAUUGUGCUUACAUCUGCAACCAUAGCAAGACUAUUAUUUGGCACUGCUAUUCCAAUUCUUUAUACGCCAUUUAUACUGCUGUUUGGUUUUAUAUGUGGAAUAGCAUUAAGAUGGAUUUCCUUACUUAGUUAUUUCUCCGGAAUAGCAACUGUGCCUUAUUCGCUUAUCAUCGGCAUAUUUGGACCAAUAACUCUCUUUCACUCAGCUUAUGGAAUUGACUAUCACUCUUUGGGUCGUAAUAUAGGACAUAUUUUGUUGCUCGCAAUACCAGGAACAAUUUUGCAUUGUACCAUUGUUACAUUCCUUGCAUAUCCUAUUUUGUGGGCUGGAAACAAAUGGAGUUUUGAAGCAGUAUUCGGAUUCAGUGUAGUCUUGGCUCCUUUGCAAGCAGAAUCAACCAUUGCUCACUUAGGCGGAGCUCAAGGACAAGUGAGGCCACUUCAGUUACUUCUACAAGGCGAACAAUUGAUUACAUUAUCUAUUUCUCUGUUUAUUCACGCAUUUCUCAUGAAGCUGGAAGAAAUUGGCUCGAGAAAUGCCGGUUUUGUACUAGCUCUUUUCGCAUGGCAGCUACUUGGAGCGAUCAUGGGAAUUGUUUUAGGAAUAGUUAUUCGAUAUCCUUACAAAUUUGCCUAUAAUGAUAAUAUAACACAAGUGACUCUUGCCAUUGGAAUGUUAUACUUCGCUUAUUACAUAGCUGACAUCAUUGGUGUAAGUGGUGUACUUGCUGUUGUACUUUUUGGUAUCUUGUUAAGCUCAACUAAAAUAAAAAUUAGCCCUGAGACUGAAGUAUAUACAAACAACUUUUGGGAGUAUAUUUCAUUUUUGACAAAAACCCUUAUAUUUGUUAUGGCUGGCAUUCGCCUAGGUUAUGACAACCACUAUCCUCAAGUAACUGACAUUGGAUAUGUUAUUCUACUGUAUAUACUAUGUCUUGUAGCCAGGAUUAUGAUUUACUUACUUGCAAGCCCUGUGCUAAGGAAAUCUGGUCCGCAAUUAUCAUGGAGAAGUAUAGUCAUUUCAGUUUGGGGCAUUUAUAGAGGGUCGCCCUCUCUGUUGCUUGCAGUAUUGUAUUCAGCUCAUUAUCAAAAUGAAUUUGGCUACAGGGUGCUUUCAUAUUCCACACUAAUUGUUAUAUUGUCACUGUUAUUAAACUCAUUUCUCAUGCGAUUUUUACUUAGUGUGCUAGGCUUGUAUGAUUUAUCGAGAACAAAACGUGUAAAUAUGAACAUGGCAGUAGCACAAAUCAAUGCCUGCAGAGAAAAAGCAAUGUUUUCCCUAAAACUGGAUAGAAUUAUCGCAGAUGCUAAUUGGCUAGUUGUUGAAAGUAUAACUAGAAUUGGACAUCCAUAUCGAAAGAAAAUGAAAGGACAUGGUACAUAUGAUGAUGAUAUAGGAAAUGACUUUCAAAUUCGUUUGCUCAGUUGUCCAGAUUGUGGAGGCCACACUUUGUGCCCACCGUCCUUGAAAGAAAUUGAUGAUAUGACUUUAGAAGCAAAACAUCGCAUUUUAAAGGCUCAAUUGGUCUCAUACUGGCGUCAAUAUGAUCUGGGAAUUCUAUCAAGAAGGGGCAUUAGAAUACUGACUAAUUUAAUUGAUGGUGCUGUUACAAAAGAAGAUCCAAUGCUGAGAGCAGUGGAUUUAAAAAUUCAAACAGAAGGAUCAAAAAUAUUGAAAAACAUGAAGUCAUGCUUUGGACAUUUGCUAACAGUUACAUCAAAACAACAUCGAUUUAUUCCAACCAAUAUCAUCCGAGCAAUGUGCUUUCGCUUAUGUACUUCAAGAACUUUUCAGAUAAUUAUGGCUUCACUUGCAAUGUUUGAUUUAGCCAUUCUAUUACAUUUGACAAUGUUGUAUUAUUUUCAAAACCAAUUUGGAGAUCAUGAUGCUUUUGCCUUCUAUGCCCAAAUACUUGAUUUUAUGUUUUUUAGCAUAUUUCUGUUAGAAUUUUGGAUCCAGGUUUUAGGUAUUGGUUUUGUUCAGUACUUCCGGAGUCAUGUGAAUAAAGUAGAAUUUGCUGUUGGCAUAUUAAUAAGAGGAAGUGAAAUUACAAUGUGUGUAGACACUUCCAUUGAUAUGAAACAAGUGCUAAAUGUUCUCAAAUCAUACGAUAUUAUACUAUUUCUGAAAACCUUACUCCUCUUACGUGCUGCACGCUUGUAUAUUUUUUGGACGGCAUUGAUCCCUAAGCUACUAAAUGUUAUUGACAGACAAAUGGAUGAUAGUCUGAUGAAAAGCUAUGACAUUGGAAAGGCAUUUCUUGUUGGACAAGAAAGAGUCAUGAAAUUUCUUGCGCAUGUUGUCUGCAAUGAAACAGUUUACAACAACUUAAGAAGAGUACUAGAGGCAGACAGAUUAAAAGUUACAAAAGACCUUGGAUUAAUCCAGAAAGAUCGUCCUGCAAUUGCAAUUACCAUGAAAACUCGACAUGCAAUUCGCCAUAUAAUAAAUAUUAUGUCAGACUGUUUAAAUGAUCUAAAAGAAGAAGGAAUUUUGGAUGCAAUAGAGAACAAAGUAUUGGUAUCCUCACUGGACCUCAUAAGGAAAAAAUUAAGAGACAUUUCAGUUGUGAAUCCAUGUCCGCCAGACUUCAUUUUGAGAGAAAUACCUUGGCUUCAUGGUGAUCAUGACACUUCAGAUUUCCUUCUGCAUCAUUCAAGGCUUUCAAGUUAUGAUACUGGAGAUGUUAUAAUAAAAUAUGGAGAUGACCCGGUUGGAUUGUAUGUUUUGGUAUCUGGCUUAGUUAAAAGUUAUUACCGGCCAUCAUCUAACAUAAUUGAGCAAACGAAUAAAUAUGGAAUUCUUCCUAACUGUGAUUUUUUCACUAAUUUAAAAUUUGAUUUGCCACAAGAAGACUAUGUUGUAUCUGGAAAUUUGGUUGGUGAAACUGGUAUGGUCACUGGGAGAAGAUAUGAUAUGGACGUGCUUUGUGAAACUGCAGUUCAAGUGUAUUAUAUACCCUGGAAAAUAAUGAAAGCAGUUCUACAUGACUCUGAAGAUUCGGGUCUCAUGCAAUCAAAAGUGUGGAAAUCUAUUGGAAUAAAGAUCGCUGUAAUUUUGUUACAAUAUUCCACACAUUUUCAGGGUUGGCUACGAGAAAAAUUAUUGCUAUAUUUACAAAGGUCUGUUGUUCCAAUGUUGUCAGGAGUAACGACAAUAAAUAUAACUGAUAAAGUAGACGAUGUCAUAUUAGUUGAAGGUGUAAUAAUGGAUGGCAUUACAAGAGCAGUCUUUUUUGGACCAUUUUAUGUUCCAAGAUCUGUUCACAAGAUAAUUCUGCCAGAUCACAGCACUUGGAAAUAUGACACAACUUAUGAAACUCGCCUAUUAAUUAUUCCAAAUGUGCAUGCCGAUCAGAAUGAUAUAUUAGGUCCUGAAGGAAUUUUCAAAGAUCAUUACCGUUCGCACCCACCUUUACAGACCAUGGAAAUUCUUUCUGAUGCCUCUGUAGUAGAUUCCACUACCAAACUAUGUCCUCACGGGCAAAAUAGCGGAUGGAAAUUGGAUUCAGCGAGCAGUCAACGAUUUUUCCAAAAACGAGCUGGUAUCCAUAAAAAAGUUGGGUUCAUAGAUUAUAUGCCGAACAUUAAAGGAAUUGAUUCUACAAUGCCAACUACAUCUUAUGCUUUACCAUCAGAAAAAAAGACUCAAAUCAAGGAAACAAUACAUGUUCGGAGAAAUCAAGAUUCAACUAUCACCUAUAUUAAAGAUAUUGACGAACAGAGUGAGGGCGAAUCUGUAAAAGAUGAUAUGCAACCGACUGUGAAAUCAAAACAUACACCCCAUUUGCAACUAAAAAAACGCAGAAGAAGAACAGAACAGGUGUAUGAUUACGAUAUAGUCAGUGACAGUAGCUUUGAAGAGGAUAUGGUGCUGAAAAAGUCAAAGAUGAAAGGCAUCAGAUCAAAAAUAUGUGACAAGAUAAAGUCAAAAAUACCUAAUAGAGCAAGAAAAAUAUUCAGAACAAAGGAAGAGAAAACUAGUUUAACCGAUGAAUACAAAAGAACUUGUUCAUCAAAAGACAAAGUAUGUUCUGUAGAAGUUCCAAGGAAGAAGAAAACUGCAAUUAAAAAAGCUGAUCAUUUGGCUUCUGAUGAUAAUUUGGAUGAUUCUAUAAAUUCAAAAGAGUCCUAUGUUAAAGUGAAAACAUUUGAGGUUGAGGAAUCUCUAGUUACUUUAAUACGUAUAAAAGGAGAAUCGAAACAUGUGCAGACUGAUUUGCAAGCUAAAGAUGUAAAGCACCUAGUUGACGAAACAGGCUAUCCUGAACAAAAGAUUAUUGGUAUUGAUCAUGAUCGCCAUGAUAGUACUUCUUUAUAUAAGCAGUUGCAGCACAAGACAGAAAAGGACAUAAAGAUGGGAAAACACGUCUCCCCAAACUUCAUAGUUUCCACCCAUAAGAUGGAUCAUUCUGCGGCCAAACAAUUUACCACCAAUCCAUAUCCUGUUGAUGUUGAAGACAAUGAAGAAACAUCAAGUAAUGAUAGUACACCCGACACCUCUCCAUUGUCUGGAGCUUCAAUAAAAAAGCACAAUCUAAAUAAAAACACUUCCACAGAUUCCUUAUCAAAAAGUGAAGGUUCAGAUUUAGAGCUUAAAUCUGUUCCAUCUGGGCGAGGCAAGAAGCAAUCAAAAGAGAAUUGAAUUUAAAAAAAAUGGAGUACAAAUAAAAUUUUAAUUAAUAAAAAAUAACAUCUAGUUUAUUUAAAUAGUUUAGUCAACAAUGAUUAUGAAAAAUUUUGUCUACAUUACAACCCUAUUGUUGAAUGAAAUCAAAACCAAAAGUUUGUUUCGCCAUUUAGUGUUCCUUUUGACAUAUAAAUACUUAUGUCCAGUUUAAAACAUUUUAAAAUAUUGAAGAACCAAUGAAAAGAAGGACUUAAUAAAUAAACCAUUUGCCAAA
This is a messenger RNA of Cimex lectularius (bed bug), 5346 nucleotides long. RefSeq names its product sodium/hydrogen exchanger 10-like. The transcript has 24 exons. Gene Ontology annotation, biological process: proton transmembrane transport. The coding region runs from base 333 to 5087 and encodes 1584 amino acids. Gene Ontology annotation, molecular function: sodium:proton antiporter activity. Lineage: Eukaryota; Metazoa; Arthropoda; Insecta; Hemiptera; Cimicidae. The record is from RefSeq and is a predicted model, not a curated record. Gene Ontology annotation, cellular component: membrane.